Messenger RNA from Cucurbita maxima (winter squash), 1457 nucleotides. RefSeq names its product protein WVD2-like 2. Gene Ontology annotation, molecular function: microtubule binding. The coding region runs from base 118 to 1179 and encodes 353 amino acids. The record is from RefSeq and is a predicted model, not a curated record. Lineage: Eukaryota; Viridiplantae; Streptophyta; Magnoliopsida; Cucurbitales; Cucurbitaceae. Gene Ontology annotation, biological process: microtubule cytoskeleton organization. The transcript has 7 exons.
GAGAGGGGGAGGGGGGCGGGGGGUGGGGGGUGAGGUUAAAGAUCUUGUUAGAUCGAGCUAUAAUCGCUACUCAAUCUUCUACAUUAUCUCUCAUUCUAAUACUUCAGGUGCAGCAUCAUGGGGAGGGAGCCAAGUGGUGUACAAGUCGAACAAAAGGCGAACGGGGUUGCUCAUGACAUAGUUCAUGUUGAUCCAAGAGUUGCAGGAAGAAACAUUGAGGCCAAGGACUAUGAAGUGAAGGAAUGUACUGAAGAAAACUUGAUCAUUGAAAAAUAUCAAGAGAAGCAAGAGGUGUUGAGUACUAAAAGCACGAAUGUUGAUGCGGAGGAGAAAUACGAGAAGCCUCGAGUCGACGAGUACAAGAAAUCGAGCCCAAUUGGAUCGAAAUCUCCAGGAAAUAUGAGGGGGCAAUGCACUGUUCCUCAGCCAUUUUCAUUGGAAACCGAAAAGCGCGGUCUGUGCACACAUAUUGGUGUCAACAGUUCACCAAAUAUGCAAUCUCCUUGUGCUAAGAAGAACUCUCAGCCAAAUUCACCUCCUUCGUUAAGGAAGCAUAUGCAGCUCGAUAAGAAAUAUCACGACGAAGAAGAUAAUUGGUCUAUCACUUCCUCUACUGCUACUUCUGUGAAAUCUAAGGUAACGGUUUGUGUUGCUCCGACAUUUCGAUCAGCUAGUCGUGCCGAGAGAAGGAAGGAGUUUUACCAAAAGUUGGAAGAGAAACACAAAGCUUUGCAGGCAGAGAAAAGCCAAUAUGAAGCUAGAACGAAGGAAGAACAGGAAGCAGCCAUCAAGCAACUAAGGAAGAGCUUAAUCAUCAAAGCAAAUCCAGUGCCUACUUUCUACUAUGAGGAACCUCCACCCAAAGCUGAACUCAAGAAGCUGCCAUUGACUCGACCCAAGUCGCCAAAUUUUACUCGGAGAAGGAGCUGUGGUGAUGCAGUUAACUCAAAUGUAGAGAAGGGAAAAGUAUGUGCUCGAGAGAAACGACAUAGCCUCGGUAGUAUCAGGGCAGUGUCGACUAAUCUUACGAUGACUCCGAAAGUCAACGGGAAAGUCAGCGGUCGGAAUAGUGGUAGCAAGGUGAAGGAGAGAGUAAAUGAGGAGAAGGAGACUGGAAAAAGCUCUGGUGCUAAGAUUCCUGAGCAGAGAAGCAAUUUGGAUAUAAGAGUUCAGUCAUGAACUUGGUCAAAGGAGUUGUCCUUUUGCUUUUGAGUUUUAACUGGAUUUUGGUAAUAUGAAAUUUGUAAAUGUUUGGUACUCAUAAUUUGUACUCACAAAUAUCUUAGCCCAGGAGAAAGAGAGUGUGUGUGUGUGUUUUGUUGACUUCUUUUCUUGAUUUAGAAAUGGUUUUGGAAGAUUUAACACUAUUUUCCUUUUGAUUCUCUCAUGCACGAGACGACUUUUCGGCGUCGUGUAUGGUUUUGUUCUGUUGGGAUAGAGUUUGUUGACUAUUUAUA